This is a messenger RNA of Stegastes partitus (bicolor damselfish), 2224 nucleotides long. RefSeq names its product syntaxin-1A. Gene Ontology annotation, molecular function: SNARE binding; SNAP receptor activity. Gene Ontology annotation, biological process: vesicle fusion; intracellular protein transport; exocytosis. Lineage: Eukaryota; Metazoa; Chordata; Actinopteri; Pomacentridae. Bases 1 to 843 code for a protein of 280 amino acids. The record is from RefSeq and is a predicted model, not a curated record. Gene Ontology annotation, cellular component: plasma membrane; SNARE complex; endomembrane system. The transcript is spliced from 10 exons.
AUGGCACAGGGGAAGGAGACGGCAGAGGAGGAGGAUGAAGUCGCUGUGGGGAUGGAGAAAGGCUUCAUGGAUGAAUUCUUCGAACAGGUGGAAGAGAUCCGGGGUUUUAUCGAGUCUCUGGCAGAGAAAGUUGAAGAGGUGAAGAGGAAGCACAGCGCUAUCCUCGCCUCGCCAAACCCUGAUGAAAAAACUAAAGCCGAGCUGGAGGAUCUCAUGGCGGACAUCAAGAAACUGGCCAACAAAGUACGCUCUAAGUUAAAGAGUAUCCAGCAAACCAUCGAGCAAGAGGAGGGGCAGAACAGGUCAUCAGCUGACCUAAGGAUACGUAAAACACAGCACUCCACACUGUCCCGUAAGUUUGUCGAGGUGAUGUCAGAGUACAACACCACUCAGUCGGACUACAGGGAGCGCUGCAAGGGACGCAUUCAGAGACAGCUGGAGAUCACUGGGAGAAACACAACAAAUGACGAGCUGGAGAGCAUGUUAGAGAGCGACAACCCAGCUAUCUUUACCUCGGGGAUAAUUAUGGACAACAUCACCCAGCAAGCGAUGAAUGAGAUUGAGACGCGGCACAAUGAGAUUAUCAAGCUGGAAAACAGCAUCAGAGAGCUUCACGACAUGUUCAUGGACAUGGCCAUGCUGGUGGAGAGCCAGGGGGAAAUGAUAGACCGCAUAGAGUACAAUGUGGAGCACUCGGUAGACUAUGUGGAGAGGGCAGUAUCAGACACUAAGAAGGCGGUUAAAUACCAGAGUAAAGCCCGGAGGAAGAAAAUUAUGAUAAUUAUAUGCUGUGUGAUUCUGGGAAUCGUCAUCGCCUCCAUCGUUGGAGGAACACUGAGCUAAACCUCAGCCGCAGUUACACUAAAAAGACACGCAACCACGCAGCUACACACACACACACACACACACACGCACACACACACAAAACACAGAGUAAAAACGAAACAAGAUACACGGUUUCAAUUCCCUGUUUUCACAAAUGCAACCUAUUACACUUUUAGCACAAGAUGCGUUGCAUAACGUACGAUGCAUUUCACACACAGUGUACAGGGCCAGAGGUGUUCACGCAUGAGUUGCUAUUUUGUAAAUGUGUGGUGCUGCAAAAUGUUUAUCUGAGUGUUGAGUGUUGUCAAAGAUAUGAUGUUCCUUGAAUGAAAAAGUUACUAAACGAUAUGUAACGCUAUACUAAUACAUUCCGACUUCCAAAUAAGACACUGGUUCAGUUGUAAUGUCUAUUUUUGUGUUGUACAGGCAAAGUGACAGGUCGCUCAUCUGCAGUGUUUUCAAAGCCAUGUUAUCUGUAGAUCUCCGUUUAUUUAUUGAUUUGAUUUUUCUUAGUCUUUUUACUUUCUCUCUCUGAUGUCUUCUACCUCCCUUAAAAAAAAGCCCUGCAUGGUUUAUUUCACCGUAAAGUGGUGUUUUUGUAUUCUGUCGCAAAAAAGGAAACACGACGAAAAGAAGCAUAUAGCCGUGCUGAUGUUGGAUAUUUUUGCUGGUAGAAUCGUCCCACUGCCAAACUUUUUACUAACAGCGUCUCCUGUAGUUGACAGAAGCAAUGCUACUGUACUUGAUUUCUCAUCUGGCCUUACCAGUUGUGCAGCAUUUCUGACCGUGACUCCAGUGUUGGGUGCAAGUGAGAGGGUGCAUGUGUGAAUAAGGGUGUGUGUGUGUGUGUGUUCGUCUGUUGCUGCAUGUCUGAACGUGCUUGAGUGUGAGUCAUGGGAUGAAAACCUGAGUGCUUGUUGUUUGCCACCUGUGUCUUUGUUUUGUAAACUGAUAUAAAGCUCUCUAACACUGCCAGUAUGUUCCAAUAAGCUGUUAAAACAGAGUCUAGUCUGGUUGGUUUGAUAAUGCUGGUCUGUAAGUGACAAAACGCGAUUGAUUUAUGUCUUGUUUUUUUACAAAUCCCAAGCUUUAAACGGUGCAUAUUCUUCUGUCAAGCUACUUCUCUGUCUGUUUCCGUCAGUUAACUUGAUGGGUCAGUGAAAGCAUCAGCAUGAAGUCGACGUAGCCCUGUAAAAGACUCUCAUAUCAGUUUUUGCGGGACUUAUCAGACAUGCACAGACUGCAACGAUGUUACCAUGUUGCCUACUCAACAUGUUGCCUUUGUGUUGUAUUGUGAUGACAUGGGUUUUAUUUGUUCAACUGGAGUUCUGUUUUUUUCUCUGUUUUUUUGUUGUUUUUGGGUUUUUUUCUCAAGUAAAGUUUGUCUGGAAAAAUGGCA